This is a messenger RNA of Parnassius mnemosyne (clouded apollo), 4822 nucleotides long. The record is from the annotation of a GenBank genome assembly. Lineage: Eukaryota; Metazoa; Arthropoda; Insecta; Lepidoptera; Papilionidae.
ACUCGCGCGUCGCGCCUCACAAUAACACCACGAUCGAACGACCGACGCCCGCGCACGGUGUCGUAUUACCGCUCUAAAUAUAUCCCGCGAGCGCGAUCGCCUAUUUGGAUACGCUCGCGCAGCGUGUUUUUGAACCUGUGAUUGACAGUGCGGAGUGAAGACAUAUAAUCACUAGCUCAUCAUCCAAUAUGGCACAGUUACUAACUGUGCGGCUGAAUAAGUCCGAUCAGCAGCCAUUGGGUUUUCGGCUCCAGGGCGGCAAAGACUUCGGAACGCCUCUCAUUGUUCAAAAGGUGAAUGGAGGCAGCGCCGCGGAACGCGCGGGUCUUCAAGCGGGCGACGCGCUAAUCCGCGUCAACAACACCGAAGUCUACAACUUGCGACACCAGGAGGCGCAGGAUGCUAUCCGUGCCUCCGGGGGCGCCCUCGAGCUCACCGUACAGCGCGGUGGUAGCACAUGGCGCCCCACGGUGACACCGACUGGCAGUCUACCGCGUCCCGGCUCGCGGCCGCUCGGCGGCGCCCUUGCGCCUGUCACUACCACGUCGCUAAAAGCAACACCGCAGCCCUCGCGCAGUUUUGGAUCUGGGCACAACAGCGUCGCCAAACCUUUUGGCUACAUGAACGGCAAUGACUCGAUGAAAAGUGUUGUAAAUAAACAAUACAACUCGCCGGUGAACAUGUACAGCGACAAGAGCAUUGCCGAGACGCUAUCUGCGCAAACCGAAGUGCUGGCUGGCGGCGUGCUUGGAGUAAAUUUCAAAAAGAAUGAGAAGACAUAUGAUGCGGAAAAGAGCGCUGUAUUCAAGGUUUUGCAGGAGGAACAAAACGAUCCCGAGCCAGUAGAGGCAAGCGGAACGACCGUUCCACCGGCGCCGGUGAGCGGGCUGCGGCACGUGGCCGCUCCGGUCACGAAGCCCGACGCGCCGCUCAACACGGGCGGCUUGCCCCCCGGCCAGAACAUUUGCGAGGACUGCGAAAGGCUCAUUACCGGUGUGUUCGUGCGCAUCAAGGACAAGAACUUGCAUGUGGAGUGCUUCAAAUGCUCUACGUGCGGUUCGUCGCUGAAGAACCAGGGCUACUACAACCUGAACGGCAAGCUGUACUGCGACAUCCACGCGAAGCUCGUGGCGCGCCAGAACCCGCCUGCACCUAACCUCGAGCCUGUCACCGUGCCGCCUGGUAGCCGAAUUCCAACAAAUACGUAUUCAACACCUUUGCCUCCACUUGCCACCAACAACUACACUAACGGCUCGUCUUCUAUGUUCAGCCCUUCGAGCAACUUAUCGAGUUCGGGCCCAAAGCCGUUUGGUUCGUCGCUGGGUUCGACGUACUCGCCGUCGCUGUCGCCGCGCUCGGCGCCCAUGUCGCCGGCACGGCCCGCCGCCGCCCCCGCACCCGCCCCCGCACCCGCGCCCUUCGCGCCCAAGGGCCCAGGUUCCAUUUUUAAAGGUUCCAGUGUAGGAGCUGCCUCUCGAGGCAAAACUUUCGGUGUUUCGUCGGCACCAAAACGAGGCAGGGGAGUUUUGAACAAAGCAGUACUACCAGGCUCUCGCAUACCUCUUUGCGCAUCCUGCAACGGAAACAUUAGGGGACCAUUCAUAACGGCUUUAGGACGCAUUUGGUGUCCAGAGCACUUCAUUUGCGUAAACGCUACAUGUCGUCGUCAACUUCAAGACAUUGGAUUUGUAGAAGAAAAUGGUCAACUGUACUGCGAAUUUUGUUUCGAACAAUACAUCGCUCCCGCUUGCGAUAAAUGCCACGCAAAGAUCAAGGGUGAUUGCUUGAAUGCUAUUGGAAAACAUUUCCACCCCGAGUGCUUCAACUGUGUAUAUUGCGGCAAGUUAUUCGGUAACAAUCCGUUCUUCUUAGAGGACGGUUUGCCAUAUUGUGAAGCAGACUGGAACGAGCUGUUUACUACAAAAUGUUUUGCUUGCGGGUUCCCCGUGGAGGCUGGCGACAGGUGGGUCGAGGCGCUCAACAAUAACUACCACAGUCAGUGCUUCAACUGCACGGUGUGCAAGAAGAACCUCGAAGGACAAAGCUUCUUCGCCAGAGGAGGCCGCCCAUACUGCAGGAUACAUGCCCGCUAGUGACCCCCAGCGGAUAAUAUAUAACUCUGACACUGUUUACUCUACUACCGUUUUUCGACCAGUCUCUCUUUCCCCAUCUACAUUUUCCGACACCGACAACCACCCACCACAAAGAACAAGGAAGUUGGAAACGCCCCUCCACUUCGAUGGAGGAUUGUUUUCUGACAUACGAAGUUCAGACGGCAAGUUACUAAGCAAAGUGACAGUUGAUCGAGUACAUAGCUCAACACGUUGUGACGUCAUCGACUCCCCUGGUAUAACGGAAACUAUUAACAUAAACGGCAAUAAGGACUAUGUUGAUGACAUUGUUAAAACUGAGACGAUUACAAAUGAAGAUGUUAUUAAAGUAAAAUUUACGCCAGUUCUUCCAGAGCUUGAGGGUCCACAUUUGACACCAAAACAGACAUUAAAUCGACAAAUAACUACAGUGAAACUUAUUGAUAAUAACUUUGAAGACUUACAGAGUUAUAAAAUAGUAAACUCGUUGUUUAAAGAAAAUUCGAACAACAACUCGAAUAAUUUAGAUAUUAAGCAAAAAACCGUAGACAAUAUUGGUGUGGAGGUCGAUGGGUCAAAAAAAAGAGCACAUAGUCCUCUGGCGAAUUUCCUUGUUUCAGAACAAUUAACUAAAAUUGAUAAUUACUUGCAAGAAAGUUUAAAUGUUUGCUCUGAAAGUAGUUUAAACGAAAAUUCAAAAUCAGUUACAGAAGUUGCAAAAAGAGAGACAAAAUUGAUACACGAAGAAUUACAACAAACAAAAAUUGACAAAGAAAUACAAUCUUAUUCCGAAAACAGUUUAGAUAAAGUUUUAAAUAGUGACGGUGAUGCACAAAAAACUAAUUGUCAUGUACAGGAAUUAUCAAAUACAUCUUCUUCAAUUGACACGAUUCCAGAAAAGAGCAAAACAAGAUUAAACAGUGUCAAAGGAAAACAGCUGGGAAUUAUAAGCGCUAUAUACAAUAUGCCAAUGCAUUAUCAUGCCGCAAUCCUUUGUUUCUUAUUAAUUGUAUAUAACCUUAUUUAUCAGUAUAUAAAACAAAACUGUUACGGCUAUAAGAAAUAAAGAAAAAUAAUCGCUUCGAAAAUUUUAUAUCCAUGUAUUAAAUAAACUAGUCACGGAAUAAUAAUCAAAGAAAUUUCAAAUUACGUUUGAAAAGUUUUGUUAUAGUAUUCCCUAAUAUUAGAAGUUGACUUCAUGAUGUAAAUAAUAAACAGGUGUUAUAUAUAGUCCCCUGUACGGGGCAUGUAUGAGGGAGGAGAAAACGGCGGCCCACGCGUUGCUGGCACGUACGAAGAUCGCUGCAUGCAAGGCUAAAUAUAUCGAUACGCCGGGAUCACCCUCCGAAGUUACUCGCAACAUCAAAGGACUGCUGAACAUCUUCGACGAGAUUUCAUGGCUAGAAUAAUCGUAAUAUUAGUUGCGGAAAAUAACCAGUCGUAAUCUAAUCACGAGACUUAACGCCACUGAAAAUCUAAUUACUGGGCGUAAGUAUCUGCCAAAUAACACUAUGACAAUGGCACAACUGGUUAAUAUGGAAACAAAUCUAUAAACCCAAUGACUCGUAAAAAAUACAACCACUUGUUUAGGCUGUUCUUACUCACCCAUCGUACUCCCCAGACAUUAUUUAUUUCUACCACCAAUUGCAUUCUAAAAAUUACAAAUGAAGACCAUUUUAAAAGUGAUCUAGGUACCUUUUUACUGGACGGAACGGAGGUGAGGAGUGAGAGAUUGUUUGUUUCUUUGUUUGUGUGUGCAAACGAAUGUUCCCAUUUAUCUCCAAUACGGUUUGACCGAUUGAGAUACGGUUUUCUGUAAGGGGUUUGUGAUCCAUUGGCGAUGCUUUUUAGAUAGGUGUUAUGGUGCUAGCUCACCAAGGGGCGCUGCAAUAAGCAUAUUUAUGCAAACGAAUGUUCCCACUUAUAUACAAAACCGUUUAACCGAUUUAGAUGCAGUUACUGUAAAGGGCUUUUGACUCAUCGACGAUGGUUCUUAGAUAGUUUUUAUGGUAUUAGUUUACCAGGCGCCGCUGCAAUAAGCAUAUUUGUUCAAACUAAUGAUCCUAUUUACCUCCAAUACGGUUUAACCGAUUGAGAUGCGGUUUUCUUUAAAAGGUUUGUGAUUCAUCGGCGAUGGUUCUUCUAUAGGUGUUAUGGUGAUAACUUGCCAGAAGGCGCUGCAAUAAACAUAUUUGCGCAAAUUAAUGUUCCCAUUUAUCUCCAAAACGGUUUGACUGAUAUAGAUACAGUUUUCUAUAAAGGGUUUUUUCAUCAGCAAUGGUUUUUAGAUAGUUGUUAUGGUGUUAACUUGCCAGGGAGUGCUCCAAUAGACAUAUUUUAUUCAUUUUGGCGAAUUUUUCUCCGAGACGGCUUUACCAAUUUAGAUGGUAAAGUAAUCGCUAUGUUAAUGCCAUAAUAACAGAUCUAGAUCAAAGACAUCUUUGUGGCCUUUCUUCGGCUUCCUCGAUUUGUGACCCGCGCAAUGUGCUUCUCAAUCGCUCUAACACUUCCAACGCUAUGCUAUUACGUGGAUUUUUGAAGAGUUUUCUUUGAUUCAGAUCGGUUACUACUACCUACACCAUCUAAAGAUUGUACUGCAGUAAAAGUCACACAUAAGCUUACUCUUUAGCAAAUGUUUUGGGACAAAACAAAUUAAUCAUCUAUAAAUUCUUUAUUGUACAUCAAAACACAUUAAAACGAAAACAAAAUUAAAUAAACUAUAUAGAAGGUAC